AGCUCUGACCCAGUUCCCUCUUAGGUUCCCACUUUUCUGAUAUUAUCUGGAGGGCAAUAGGACCUGGGGAGGUUCAACCCUGCGGCCAAGGGAGACACACCUGCCUAACCGCGUGGGUUGAACGAGUGUGGGAGCGAGCCACUUUAGCUGGCUGUGGAGGGAGGGGUAGAAGUGGGUGCCUGCUGCUGCUCCCGGAGAAAAGGAAAGCUGUGGCUCCCUCCUGGAUCCAGAGGUCAUGGUGAGAGAUGUUGCGGAAGACUGGCUCAGGCUCCUUUUUGUUGCGCCUAGCUACCUGGAGCAUCCCUUGGCCAUUCGUCUUGGAACUCUGGCUCAUUUUGUUUUGCCUCAGCUGUCUCUCUCACUCGCCCGGCCCACGCCACCACCACCCUGCCCAAGACAUCCAGGUGCCAUAGGUCCCAAAGCCCAGGACCCGCCGCACUUCUCAAACUGUGCCUUCUUUAGCAAAGUGACUCUGUGAAGAAACCGCUCCAGCCUCUUCUAUUCAGUACUGCGCGCUCCGCUUCUUCCUGGAGAGACCUGGCUUGGGGACGGUGGUGGCAUUACUCCGGCCCCCAGCCAGGCGGUCUGGGGGCGGGGCUUGGAGAACCUUCCUGAGAACCCUAGCCUCUCUGCAGGUCCUGAGAACUCGCUGGUGCGCAAACUCCAGCAGACAGACGCGCUAAUAGGCACAACCUAGCAGCAGGUUGGAUGGAUACCUAGUUGCUGAACUGAAUCCUCCAGACUGUACCCCUUCUUCUGCCUUGGUUCAGUUCUCUGCUGAUUUGAGAGGCCACACUGAUGAGAAUUCCCCAAGAGAAGCUACUGGCUGUGUGAUGCGCCACCCCAGAGUGGAUACUCCCCUGCCUGGGGUACUGUGAAAGGAGCCUCGGUGGAAACAGCUGUUCCUUGACUUUCCACACUCCUGGAAUUGGAUCCCAGCCUCAGUGCUGGAGGGCUUGUCCUAGCUUCUUAGCAUCUAUGUUGAUGAUCGCAUUCCAGGGCCACUCAAAAGUGAAGUUCAAAGAGAUACUUCUGGAUUCGCGAUUUCAGACUCUCAAGUUAAGCUUGGAAGAGAGGUGGCUCCUGUUCUGACUUGUUGGGCUUCGUUCAGGAACUUGACUUGCCACUGUCCACCUGACGGAUUCUUGGACAGCAGUGGCCACGGGGGCUCUGUUGGGGAUGGAUGGGGAAGAGCUCUGAACUCCAGACCCAACGAGAUCCUCCACGAUGGACAGAGUUUAUGAGAUUCCCGAGGAGCCAAAUGUGGUUCCGGUUUCAUCCCUGGGAGAAGAUGUCAUCCGUGGACCUAACCCACGCUUUACCUUUCCGUUUAGUAUCCUCUUCUCUACCUUUUUGUACUGUGGGGAGGCUGCGUCCGCCUUGUAUAUGGUUAGGGUUUAUCGAAAGAAUAACGAAACCUUCUGGAUGACAUACACCUUUUCCUUCUUUAUGUUUUCAUCCAUCAUGGUUCAGUUGACCCUCAUUUUUGUCCACAGAGACCUGGCCAAAGAUAGACCACUCUCAUUAUUUAUGCAUCUAAUCCUCUUGGGACCUGUUAUCAGAUGUUUGGAGGCCAUGAUUAAGUACCUUACACUGUGGAAGAAAGAGGGGCAAGAGGAGCCCUAUGUCAGCCUCACCAGAAAGAAGAUGCUAAUAGAUGGCCAGGAGGUGCUGAUAGAAUGGGAGGUGGGCCACUCCAUCCGGACCCUGGCUAUGCACCGUAAUGCCUACAAACGUAUGUCACAGAUUCAAGCAUUCCUGGGCUCAGUCCCCCAGCUGACCUAUCAGCUUUAUGUGACUCUGAUCUCUUCAGAGGUCCCCCUGGGUAGAGCUGUCCUAAUGGUUUUCUCCCUGAUAUCUGUCACCUAUGGCGCCACCCUCUGCAAUAUGUUGGCUAUCCAGAUCAAGUACGAUGACUACAAGAUUCGACUUGGGCCCCUGGAAGUGCUUUGUAUCACCAUCUGGAGGACAUUGGAGAUCACUUCCCGCCUCGUGAUUCUGGUGCUCUUCUCCGCCACCUUGAAGUUGAAGGCUGUGCCCUUCUUAGUGCUCAACUUCUUGAUCAUCCUCUUUGAGCCCUGGGUUCAGUUUUGGAGGAGUGGCGCCCAAAUGCCAAACAAUAUUGAGAAGAAUUUCAGCCGAGUUGGCACUCUGGUGGUACUGAUUUCUGUCACCAUCCUCUACGCUGGCAUCAACUUCUCUUGCUGGUCAGCCAUGCAGUUGAAGUUGGCAGACAGAGACCUUGUUGACAAAGGUCAGAACUGGGGACAUAUGGGACUGCACUAUAGUGUGAGGUUGGUAGAAAAUGUGAUCAUGGUCUUGGUUUUUAAGUUCCUUGGAGCCAAAGUGUUACUGAAUUACUGCCAUUCCUUGAUUGCGGUGCAGCUUAUCAUUGCUUAUGUGAUUUCCAUUGGAUUCAUGCUCCUUUUCUUCCAGUACUUGCACCCUUUGCGCUCACUCUUCACCCAUAACGUAGUAGACUACCUCCACUGUAUCUGCUGCCGCAGGCACCUCCAGGAGAGGGCUGAGAACUCAGAGCCGUCCGGUGAGGCUGAAACAAGACAGAGUAUUGUCUGAUUUUUUUUUCUUCUGAACAUUAUAGGGUGGGUUCAGGGUUGACAAGAGCAACUGUGAAAUUGAAGGAGACUUCUAUGUGUGUGUUCUUCCAGGUUUGUUUUCUUGACUCUUUUAGUAAACCUAUCGAAAGAAAGACUGACCUCCAAAUAGGUUUUCCUUUUUUUGUGAUUGACUGCUAUGUUUGGGUACCAGCACUAAUCACUGUUUAUUAGUUCAUCCUCCUCCUACCCAAGUCAGUUGGAAUAACUUCUGGGUACCUUACUCAGGCUCCACAUUCCCAGCUUUGCUCAUUUGUUUGAGUUUUCAUUGUUGUGUCUCCCUGGGCUGAUCUGAACUUGACCAGAACACAUCUGGACUGACCAGAGGAUAUGACAGCUUACUAGGGAUGAGCACCUCCCAGAAGACAGUCUGACCCUUGUGGUACCUUUACCUGUGAGAGUGGCUGGGAUAUUUCGAUUCUAAUGAGAGACUGUGGCUAAGAAGAAGGCCCCAUUAUGGAAGAAAGCUAUUCCCCAGAUAAGCUAACACUCUAUUAGGAUUUUACUUGUGGUCAUUCAGCAAAGACUUCUUUUUUUAGAAGCCUUCCUAGGCACCCCCUUAUAGAAGGGUAUGCAGAAUAGGAUUCUUUCAGGGAAUACAUCAGAAUGACAUAUUUUUUCCAAGGCAGAACCCAAAGUCACUCUGCAGCUAAGAACUAUGUAGUUUGAACUCCCGAUCUUUUUGCCUUUGCCUUCCGAGGGCUGGGAUUGCAGAUGCAUGGCGGUGCACCUGGUUUAUAUGGUGCGGAGGGCUGCAUCCAGGCCUAGGCAAGCACCACUUAGGUGGUGCUGAGCACUGGACCCAGGGUCAGAGAAGCACUCUAUCAACUGAGGCAUCCCUGCCCCCCCCCCAGGAUGACUCUUAAGGAACUACGUAGGCUUCCAGCUCCAUUGAGGGAAAUGUUUGAAUGAAAUUUCUCACCUGGUGCCCCAUUAUUAGGGAUUCCCUCCAAUCCAGCUUUUCUGUCUCUUUGCAUUUUGUUACUUGAUGGAAACAUCAGAGAAGCUGAACUGUAACUGAAAGUGCUUAUGCCCUGUGAAAGAAAUGAAGAUUUCUUUGUGUCUGCUACUGUCCUGAGUGCUUCAUUGAUUUUCACUUAGGGCGAUAAAGUCCUAAUGGCUAAGGCAGCACCUUCGUGCUGUUUUGCAUGAGGCUGGGUGACUCCUCAGCAAAGUAAAGGUGGAAGAGAGAAGCUGAUCACAUGAGAUUAUCAACACUGCUCUCUCCCUGCGGGGUUUUACUUGCUAAUGGGGAAUGUAGGUUGGUUUUUUUUUUUUCAAUCUUCUUGUCAUUAACAAACCCCAAUGGCCAAAUAGACAUGGAUCAUCAUGCUCGUGUCUCAUCCCUGCUGGAUCCUUUGGUGGGCUUGUCAGCUGGGUGCACAGAAGGUAACCAAACAAUUGGCAUUGUCCUGGCCACUGCCUGCCAGAAAACCAAUUAUCCCAACCUUAUCUGACCAAUUAUUCUUCCCCACAGACCAGGAACGUGAGAGGGCCUCUCAAAAGUACAUGCUAGCUGAGGAGCUGUUGGCAAUUGGUGGCUGCUUGGAGAGGGAGAGUGUUUUCUUCAUGGAUGCAGCCCCUGAGAGGCUUCUAGUGCUCCUGGAGACGCUCCUGCAGCCAGCACACACUGGAAACACUAAGUGGAUACAGUGGGUUCUAAGGGAAAAAGAGAAGGUACACAGAUUUGGAAGGGAAUAGUGGUGCGGGGGCGUAGGGGGAAAAUUGGAAUGAGGGAAUGAGGGAUGGGUUAGAUUGAUAAUUUACUUCUCAGAACAUUAAAGAUGAAUACAAAAUGGAAAACCACACGAGUUGUGGCUACCGUGUUUGGAGAACUUGUAAAGAAUCUGAUGCGCGGUCUUCUGCCACCAUCCAGUUUCACUCUUAGGUUGCGGGCACUCCCUCUUCUAGGUAGUGAGCUGUUAGUCAGAAGUAUCCUAUUUCCUCACAUGUCUGCUGUGGUUCUACCAACUUCAACUGCCUUGGGGAGCUGAAAAGAUGGGCUUUUAAUUGGGGAGAAGAACGUAAUGAUUCUGAGACAGCAGAUUUCCUUUUACAGCCUCGACUCCUUCAUACCAUUUUAUGAUGACAGAAACCCGGGUUGUCACGUGAGACUGGCGUGUGGACUUCUGACAACUACUCAGGGAGAAUGUGAAGGACAUUAUCACAUUCGAAAGGAACACUGCCUUUUCAGAUGCCAAGCAAGAAUUUCUGCCUGUGAUUGCUG
Myodes glareolus (Bank vole) is the source of this 4842-nucleotide messenger RNA. RefSeq names its product XK related X-linked (gene Xkrx). NCBI's taxonomy places the organism in Eukaryota, Metazoa, Chordata, Mammalia, Rodentia, Cricetidae. Gene Ontology annotation, cellular component: membrane. The record is from RefSeq and is a predicted model, not a curated record.